Leptosia nina is the source of this 1158-nucleotide messenger RNA. NCBI's taxonomy places the organism in Eukaryota, Metazoa, Arthropoda, Insecta, Lepidoptera, Pieridae. The record is from the annotation of a GenBank genome assembly.
AUGAGUGUUUUUAUGUCAAAAAUUGUGGGAAAUAUCUUCCGAAACUCUGCGACGAGAAUAUUAAUAUGUAACAGUAUACCAGAAUUACUACCGGCUUCAAAUGCAUUUUAUUUCAAGCAAAAUAAUUUAUUUUCUACCACAUCGUGUUGUGCAGUUAGGAAUUAUAGUGUAGAUGCGAUUCAACCGCCUUUAGCGUUAGAUAAUGCUAGUUUGCCAAUAAAAAAGAAGACUGUUUACAAGAAGGCUGUAUUGGAAGAAGUUAGUCAAAAGGAAGGACAUUACUUAACUUUGGCUUAUGCCACCGCAAAUGCCUACGAUUUAAAGGGUUUAAAAGAGGCCCUACUACAGCAGAAACUCUAUGAACCUGGAACAUUGAAAGCUCAAGAAGUUGGUGAUGUUAUGGUAGCAAAUGCUGUAUACUCAAUUGGAGAUGAACCACGACAAAUAUUAUUUUUCAAAGAAGGCGCAGUUGUAUUCUGGAAUUGUACUGAGUUAGAGGCUAAGAAUGUUCUGGAUUUUAUUAAGCCGUUUGAAAUAGAAAGCUAUCCUCGUGAAGUGGUGCACAGGGAGAGAGAAAUUAUGACAUAUUUUUAUCAAUCCAAUGUGAAAUCAUGCCAUCUUCAGGAGUCAUGUUUUGUGUUAGUUGCCAAUGGAGAGAACUCAUUAGAAAAAUACACUUUCAGUCAUGCUAUGGUACAAUCUGCCCGACUCGGUGCGUGGGAGGCUCGGCUUGAGACUCUCGCGUCUUCCAUCAGAUCGCAUACUGCUCUUAUGGAGACUGAGGGUGCAUCGCGUGUUGAGAAAAAAGAGGUGGUAAAAAAACUUGGAGAGCUAUUUUCACUGCGACACAGAUUGACAGUAGAAUCAGAUUUGCUGGACACUCCUGACUUCUAUUGGGAAGAAGAGAACUUAGAACGCCUGUAUUCCAACACAGUUGCGUACUUCACUAUACCAAGGCGAACUAGGGUAUUAAACGAGCGUCUCUCUCACUGCGUGGAACUUCUGGAACUGCUGUCUUCGUGGGCUGCCGACCGGCACCACGUCAGGCUAGAGUGGAUGGUCAUCGCUCUCAUUAUGGCGGAGGUUUGCUUCGAGUUGUUGCACUUCUUCGAGAGGUAUAUGGCCAGAAACGACGCAGACGCAGUAUCUAGUCAUUAG